This is a messenger RNA of Dimorphilus gyrociliatus, 3259 nucleotides long. The record is from the annotation of a GenBank genome assembly. Lineage: Eukaryota; Metazoa; Annelida; Polychaeta; Dinophilidae.
CGACUGCGCAGGCGCCAUUAAAAAAGAACGUACCAUAGUAUUUUAAAGUUUCAAUACACUAUUAUUAACUCCAUAUUGAUUGUUAAUUAUAAAUUGUUUAUUAUAUUAGUUAGAAGAGAGGAUUUGUAACAUAUCCCUUUUAUCGCUCUGCUAAGAAAAUGUCGCAGCCUGGGAAAAAGUUACGAGUUGUCCCACAAUCAUCGAUACUUGACAUUAAUUCUUUUGAUAUCCCUUUUAAAGGACCAACAGCUUCGAGUCCUUUCAGGAAAGGAAGCCAAAUAGUUAUGAAAGGUGAUUCUAAAGAAGACUUAAGGCACAAAUCAUUCGAGGAGCUUUCUAAUACUCAUGGAAAAAAUCUCUCACAAGACUCUUCAUACAUCAGCGGAUCUAAAAAGAAUUCUCAGCCGACUCAAAAUUACUUAAAAGAAGCCAUGAAGCCUAUAGAGAAAUACACUCUGUUCCAAGAUACUCAAGAUGACUCUCUGGUGGAUACUAUUAUUGAUAAUUCUUUAGAAGAAUCUUUUAAUGCUGAAUUAACAGUGACAGAUAGUAAAUAUCUUAAUUCUCAAACUUACGAUCCAAACGAUAGUUCUCAAUCCCUAUUUUCGAGCGAAGAAACAGUGUUAUCGAGCUCUCAGGUUGAAUCUUAUGAUGAGUCCAAUAUUCAGGGAAAGUCAUCUACUGAUAAUAAAAAUUGCAAUUUGCUCUCUAAGGAUUACAAUAGUAAACAUUUAGCAAAGAAGAUAGAUUCCCUUAGUAAAAUAAAUACUCUACCAAUCAAUUCAUUACCUAAAAGAGAAGAAGAUUCAAUAAUUAAGCGGCCAGCUAUAUCAGGUGCAAGAAAACACUGGAAAAUACUAGAUAAGCGUACAACGAAAAAAAAUUCUGCAGAAAAAGAAUUUAGUAUGAAGGAGUUCUCCGAUACGCAAUUUUUUGGUUUACCAGAAAAGAUAGGCAAAUCCUAUAAACAGAUUAAGAAAAUUAACGAUCUCUACGAUUGGCAAAAAGAAUGCUUAAAUCGGCCAAGUGUUAUUGAAAGAAAAAAUUUAGUUUACUCUUUACCAACUAGUGGAGGCAAAACGUUAGUUGCCGAAAUUCUUAUGCUUAAGGAACUAUUAAUGCGUAAAAAGAAUGCUUUAUUUAUUUUACCAUAUGUAGCUUUGGUGCAAGAAAAAGUCAAAGCCUUCUCUAAUUUAUCAUUAGAGUUUAAUUUUUCUGUAGAGGAGUACGCCUCAGCUAAAGGAAAAAUACCACCAAGAAAAAAGCGAACUCGAUCUUCACUUUUCAUUGCAACUAUCGAAAAAGCGAAUAUUUUAAUUAAUUCUUUACUUGAGACCGGGAGAGAGGAUGAAUUGGGUAUUGUAGUUAUUGAUGAAUUACACAUGUUGGGUGAACAGGGUCGUGGUGCAAUAUUAGAGGGCCUCAUCACUAAACUAAUUGUGAGAUGUUCUGAUACUUUUAUAGUGGGAAUGAGUGCAACUAUAGAUAACAUUUUUGAACUUGGAGACUUUCUAAGAGCAGAAGUUUAUACAAAGGAUUUCAGACCCGUUAAAUUAACAGAAAAAAUUUUAUAUAAGUCAACCCUGUACAAAGUAUCUCCUCUUAAUAAUUCUACUACUCAGGAGAAGUACCUAGGCUCUGACCAAACGGAGAAUGAAAGGAAAUUUGAUCCAGAUGGUAUUACCCAGCUAGUCAAGGAAGUAAUACCUGAAAAGUCAUGUUUGAUCUUUUGUCCAAUAAAAAAAAACUGCGAAAGUAUCAUUAUAUUAUUAAGUAAACUUUUACCAAAAUCUCUUCUAGAUGUCAAAAAACAUGAAAAAGCGAACUUGUUGAAGGAAUUACAAACUGAAAACGAGCGUUUAUGUGAUGUUCUGGCCAAAACUGUUCCUUUUGGUAUUGCUUACCAUCAUUCUGGUCUAACCCAGGACGAGAGAAGAACGAUAGAAGACGGUUUUCUCUCCGGAACUCUAUGUUUACUUGCAUGUACAUCUACUCUGGCUGCUGGAAUAAAUCUUCCAGCGGCCAGAGUUAUCAUAAGAGCUCCCAAAAUUGCAGGGUUGCCUUUAAGUAAGAAUCAAUACAAACAAAUGAUAGGUAGAGCAGGAAGAGCUGGCUUGGACAGUGAAGGAGACAGUGUUCUUGUUUGUGAAAAAAAAGAAGAUGCUAUUCGUCUACUGAAUGACCCUUGUGAGAGAUGCCUAAGUUCUUUAACCAAUCCACAACAUUUGCAUAAUUUUGUGCUAUCUCUAAUAGCAUUAAAAGUGGCCAUUAAUAGAGUGACUCUAAACAAAAUAACAAAGCAUACCUUAGCUUUCAUUCAAAAGGAAAGCUUAAAUGAAAAUAUACAAGAGCUAUCUGAUAUCAUUUUAAAAAAUUUAAUUGAUGAAAAUCUUAUCAUAGAAAAAAACGAUGUAUUUGAAAUUACUGUGUUAGGAAAAGCAUGCUUCAAAGGCUGCAUUGAUUCGAAGAAAGGUGGUCAACUACACGCUGAAUUAUACGAAAAUUUAGAUUUUUUGACAUUAAGACAAACUCAUCUUCAUUUGCUCUACCUUGUAACGCCUCUGGAUUCUCCCACGAUGAUUAAGACAAAUUGGAAAGAGUACUUUAAUGAGCUGAAUCGUUUAACUGAUAGAGAUUUAAAAUUAGUGUCUCAAAUAGGAGUUUCAGAGGCAUACGUAGCCCGAAAAUCAGCUGGUAUAAACUGCAAAGAUCCUGCUAAUUUAUAUAAAGUGGAGAAAUUUUUUGCUACCCUUGUUUUACACAAUCUAUGGAAUUGUAAUAGUAUAUAUAAGACUUCCGAAAAAUUUGGUAUACCAAGAGGUACUGUUCAGAAUUUGAUGACAACCACAGCGUCCUAUGCUUCUUGUGUAAACAUGUUUUGCGGUGAAUUCGAAGAAUUUUGGCCAUAUGUUAAAUUAUUCGAGCCAGUUUUAAAACGACUAAGUACCCAUUGUGUACAUCCUGAUGUAAUGCAGCUAAUGGAAGUGCCUGGUGUAAAACUUGGACGAACUAAACAGCUCUUUGCGGCGGGUUAUACAUCUAUUCGUAACAUAGCACUUGCAAAACCUCUAGAACUGAUAGAGAAGAUUGAUAACCUGUCGGCAAAAACAGCAGGACUUUUAGUAACAACAGCUAAAAUGAUACUAAAUGAUCAAGUCGAAACUUUAAAGGAGGAAGUCGAAUUUUUACUUAGUCCUUAAUAUAGAGGAAUGUUAGUUUUAUAAUUUAUUGAUAAAUUCUACUAAAUAUAACUUUCGAG